This is a messenger RNA of Enterobius vermicularis (human pinworm), 855 nucleotides long. The record is from the annotation of a GenBank genome assembly. NCBI's taxonomy places the organism in Eukaryota, Metazoa, Nematoda, Chromadorea, Rhabditida, Oxyuridae.
AUGAGAAAUAUUCAUUAUUUCGCUCAAAUACCGCUUAUUUGGACUUGUUGUAUCUGUUUGGAAUGUUGUGUAGAUCACCAUAAUGGUCAUGAUCUCAGACGGUUGAUUAGAAGUGCGGAUCCUGGGCAAGAUUCUUCGUCUAGGUGUAAGACUCGAGAUUCAGUAACCCAGACUCCGUUACUGUUCAAAAAAUUUGAACCUGAUGUUUCAUCCUUACCUGGUUUGUGGCGACCAAUGCAAGCAACAUCAGAACCAAAUUCACGUUCUUCGUUAAGCGGUUCUCAUGGUCCUUCAUUUCAAAGGAGGAAAUUACGAAGUGAAAGCUUUGUCUCAAACUUGAUGAAAAACUUACCGCAUAAAAGUCAGCCGACAGGUUUUCAUGAGGAUAAACAGCCGAGAAGUUAUCAAAAUUUGGACUCUGUAACAAAUAUUUUUACUGUAUGUGUCGAAAAUAUGAACUACAGUAAACGGUUAGAUUCUGGCAUCUCAAGUUCACUGAGCAGUGACGAUACUUUAAAUUUCCCAAAGGCUAAUAAGUCGUCUAAAGUAAUGUCGGUGGAAUAUCGAGAGGAUGAUCAUAUACCCAAUAUGCCGCGACGGAAGCAUUCUCGAGGUGGUUCUGCUGCAAUGAGGCGAGUGGAAGCAGCGGAGGCUGAUACAGAUGUUGAGGAUGAAUUGUUACCAAUUUUGAAGCGCACUAUGUCGAAGGGUUUAAAUGCUGAAGCCGUAGUGCUAGAAAAGGAUAUUGAAAAUGCGAGAUGUCAACGUUCUAGCAGUUUAGAGGAUAAUCGCUUAAUAGUGAAUGAUAAAGAACAGGAACGGUGUCACAGCUAUGAAAAUAUUAAAAAUUUUUAA